GCAGGGAGACGGUGCGCAGCUCAUGCCCUUGUCCUGCGGUUCCUUCAUGUCGGCUUGUGGGCUCCCACCUCCAUAGGCUCCCUACCUGGUAACUGGAUGCUUUUGUGAUGCUGGAUCCCGUGACCCAUGGCCACUGUGAUAUGCCGAAGAUUGCGAGGAGGGGUGUACCGAACCAGCACAUUUUCAGCUGCGGUCAAGCUGGCGCACAAGAAGCUCCCCAAUGAUCACGGAAACGCUUACACUUUGCACAUCUUGGAGAAUGAACACGUUGAACCCGACAGAAAUGGUUUAAACCCAACUCUGUACAACCCAGGGGCUUAUGCAGGGCUCAAAAAAUAUAACCGCAGUGCGACAGAGAGCUAUGAGGUUAAUACAUUGCACAGUGACUACACUAGGAGUAAUGCCAAGCAGAUUCAAAAUACGUACAGUAUUAUGUCUUCCCGAAGCUUAUCUAGUGCAAAAAAUAAUAUAUUAGACUUUGCAUUUAGCAGCCCAGUUACCUCACAGGCUCGACUGCCAGAUAAUACAAAGCCACAGUUGAAAAAUGAGGCUGAGCCUAAGCUUGAUGGCUAUGAGGCUGAAAUCUAUAGCACCAAGGAAGAUCCAAGAAGGUUUCAGCAGGACAGGGACAGGCCGGAGUACAAAUCCCUGUGCUACAGCAACUCCACCCAAAAUGUAUGCACAUCUGUAGAGGAAGGGCAGCACCUUCUGAAACAAGUUACCUUUCUGAAGAGCAGUCUGACUCCCGGAGUCAUCGCUGACUAUUUUGAUAAGCUCGGCCAUUUACCUGACGAUCAAAUGGAAUCCGUACGGGCAGAUACUAAGUUUGCCAUGCUCUGCCGCUACAGCAUUGAAAACCUCCAGCAGUACAGUCACGCAGAGCUGAUCGGUAUUCUGAAGGCAUUUGUACGUCUCGAGAUUCCCGCGACCCACUCCAUGUUCAGUGUCUACGAGGUGGAGUUCUGUCGUAGGGUUUGGAACAUGAGCACAAACGACUUGCUGUUAGUAGCAGAUAUGUGGAGGUACUUGGGUCGUAGCGUACCUCGUUAUUUAGAGAUCCUAUACAGUUAUAUGGAACUGCGUUGGAAGGAUCUUAAUUUGCCCCAGCUGAUUCAGUUGAUCUAUAUCAUUGGGGAAGGGAGGAAGGCACCUCGGGAGCUGAUGCAGAAACUUGAAUCGAUGGUGCUGAGACACCUAGAUUCGCUCAACCUGGAAGAAAUCGGUGCUGUUUGCUUAGGCUUCUUUAAGUCUCAUAAUGGAUUGUCCGAGCAUCUCAUGAGAAAAAUCGGGGACAAAGUUUCUGACGGAAUGGACGACAUUAGCAAUUAUGCUUUAGUUAAUGUGCUUAAAAUGUUCCGCUUCACCCACGUAGAUCAUUUAGUCUUCCUGAAACGACUGGGACAGAUUGCACCGGGCAGAAUCCCCAGUAUGGGUUCCCAAGGGAUCAUGCACAUUGCUCUGUCUUGCGCUGCCUUGCAUUAUCUAGAUGAAAAUGUCAUGAAUGCCGUAGCGGCCACAAUUCCAGACAGGGUUGCUUACUGCAGAAGCAAAGACCUUGCCAAGCUUUUAUGGUCCUUCGGUGCUUUAAAUUACCAGCCUCCGAAUGCCGAUCAGUUUUAUGCCACCCUCACUUCUCAGAUUCGGAACAAACUGGGGGAGUUUGAGAAGUUUCCCGAACAUUUCCUCACCUGUUUGUUGGGACUGGUAUUCGCUAAAUACUAUCCGUUGGAUCUGAUCGAGUUUGCCUUAAGCGAGAAGUUUGUUAAAUUAGCUACCAAGGAAAGCUUGUUUGAGCUUAAAAAGGAUCUUUUCACUUUAGACGGAAGCGUGGAAAUCGAAUGUCCCGAGUACACGGGUAAUCACCUAUCGAUGGAGCUUCGACAAGAGGUGACAGAAAUGCUCCAGAGUUUCUCAAGGCAGGAUAUUUGCAUCAAACCUGAGGUUCUUGAAGCUGCUACCCUAAUAGAAUCCAUGUUGGGGGGACCACAGUACGUGAAAAAUCACAUGAUUUUGCCUCACACUAGAUCAAAUGACUUGGAGGUCCAUUUGGACGUCGGCGAGAAGCCCAUUCCUAUAAAUGUGGACACGGUGGGAUCUCCUUCUGUUAGCUCUGAACUGAAACCUAUGGGCAUCCAAAUAACGGAGGACCUUCUGGAUCAACUGUUGGACAGCAAUCGGAAAACUGUUCUGCACAAAGAUGUAGAAAAGCCAAAGCUUGAGACUGGCCAACGCAGGGUGGCUUCAUCUGUUCCAAAGGAUUACACAAAACUACUCAAUCCUGAUUUCUCCAGUGGUGUCCCCAUUACCGACAACCUAAUAUCUAUGCUGGCAAUGUCAAGGGCUUUACCUGAAAAACCUUUGUGCAAACCGAAAGCACGUGCAGACGCUUUCAAGCUGGCUAUCCAAGUAUCCAACCGGAAUCACUACUGCUAUGCCUCUAGGCAUCUCCUGGGACUCCAUAACUUGAAGAGAAGGCAGCUCCAAAAGUUGGGAUAUGUAGUGGUGGAGCUUCCAUACUGGGAAUGGUUUCCUCUGCUGAAACGUACACGUUCCGAGAAACUCGCUUACUUGCACCAAAAGAUAUUUAGCUCCGUGGACUACCUCCGGGGGUAACGUGCUUCUUGGUGGACCGGCAUCGUUUCUCUCAAGUUUGGGCAAUGCGAGCGGCAGUAGGAGAGGUCGAUGGUGGCAGUUGAAUAAAUUGCAAUUAGUCUAUCGGCACUUCAGCUUCCUUUUGUAAUUACCAGCAUUUAAUCCAGUUGUAUAUACAGUACCAGUUUGGGGGUCUGGGUACAAAAGCAGGUCACGUUUAAUAAUCAUAUUAAUCAUAAUUUAUGUUUCUUAAUGCCUAUAUUUUUUUAAAGUGGUGUUGCACAACCAGACUGCCCUAUUCUGAAAUCUUUAUUCUGUAUAAUAAACAGUUUAAUAAAAUAAAAGUCAGUGGUUUGAAUGCCACGGGAGUGACUCUAUCUUGAAGAUUCCUUUAUGGUGCUGAGAAGAGGUUUCUGUAAAUGUUUUAUUCAUUUUAGUGCAUUAAAACCAUAUAGUAGGA
Xenopus tropicalis (tropical clawed frog) is the source of this 3052-nucleotide messenger RNA. RefSeq names its product FAST kinase domains 5 (gene fastkd5). Lineage: Eukaryota; Metazoa; Chordata; Amphibia; Anura; Pipidae. Gene Ontology annotation, biological process: regulation of mitochondrial mRNA stability. The transcript is spliced from 2 exons. The record is from RefSeq and is a predicted model, not a curated record. Bases 127 to 2613 code for a protein of 828 amino acids. Gene Ontology annotation, cellular component: mitochondrion.